Molecule: messenger RNA, 2785 nt
Organism: Amphiprion ocellaris (clown anemonefish)
Lineage: Eukaryota; Metazoa; Chordata; Actinopteri; Pomacentridae
Product: gastrula zinc finger protein XlCGF57.1-like
Exons: 2
Coding region: 67-1827 (586 amino acids)
Biological process (GO): regulation of transcription by RNA polymerase II
Cellular component (GO): nucleus
Molecular function (GO): RNA polymerase II cis-regulatory region sequence-specific DNA binding; DNA-binding transcription factor activity, RNA polymerase II-specific
Source: RefSeq, a predicted model, not a curated record
UGCGCAGGCGCGGCUCCUCCGUCCGAGCCUCCGGUUAGUUUUAAAGAAGAGCAGCAGAGCGACACCAUGAACCAAGUGGAUUCUGUCCAGCAGCAGCGGACUGGAAGUGUGUGUUUGGAGGAGAAAGUGCAGAAGAAACGCCUCCAUCAUCCGCAGGACGUCGUUCUGAAGCAAACCUCCGUGUCUCCUGCAGAUGUCUGCCAGAUUUUGGUGAUUAAAGAAGAAGUUCCCCGUGAAUGGAGCCCCAGUCUAAACCAGGAGGACCCAGAGUUCCUCCACAUAAAGGAGGAACAGGAGGAACUGUGGACCAGUCAGAAGGAAGAGCAGCUUAAUGGACAGGAGGGGACUGAUAUCAACAGGUUAACAUUCACUGCUGUUCCUGUGAAGAGUGAAGAUGAGGAAGAUAAACCUCAGUCCUCACGGCUUCAUCAGAGCCAAACUGAAGACAGCAGAGAGGAAACGAACAGCUCAGCUAAACGGGUGAAAACAGAAACUGAUGGAGACGACUGUGGAGGAGCAGAACCAGCCAGUAAUCAGGAUUUAAAAAGUCGUUUACAACCAAAUACUGAUGGAAAGGCUUCAGAAUCUUCUGAGACUGAAGUCAGUAAGGAUGAUGAUGAUGAGGAGGAGGAGGAGGAGAAGGAGGAGGAGGAGGAUGAUGGUGACUGGCAGGAACCUUUGUCAGAAUCUGGACCUGAAAGUGACGACAGUGACGGUGCUUGGACCAAGAGAAAAACACCUGAGUCUGGUAGUGAAGUUUGUGGUGAAAAACGUACACAACAGGGAUCUCCAAAGAAGCACAGGAGAGUUCACAUAGGAGGGAAAACCUUUAGUUGUGGUGUUUGUGGUAAAAAAUUCACACGACAAGGAGAUCUGAAGAGACACCUGAGGGUUCACACAGGAGAGAAACCCUUUGAUUGUAGUUUUUGUGGUAAAAGAUUUAGACAGCAGGGGGUACUGAAGAGCCACAUGAGAAUUCACACGGGUGAAAAACCAUUUAGUUGUGAUGUUUGUGGAAAAAGAUUUAUACAUCAGUCUAAUCUCAAAUCACACACCAGAGUCCACACAGGAGAAAAACCAUUUAUUUGUGGUAUUUGUGGUAAAAGAUUUACAGAGCAGGGAAGUCUGAAGAGACACAGAGGAGUCCACACAGGACAGAAACCAUUUGGUUGUGGCGUUUGUGGUAAAAAAUUUAGCCGGAAGACUCAUUUCAAGACACAUAUGACUGUCCACACAGGAGAAAAACCGUUUGAUUGUAGUUUUUGUGGGAAAAGGUUUAGCCAGAAGACACAUUACAAGAUUCACAUACGAGUCCACACAGGAGAGAAACCCUUUAGUUGUGAUGCUUGCGGAAAAAGAUUUAGACUCCAGUAUAAUUUGAAAAGACACAUGAGAGUCCACACGGGAGAAAAACCAUUUGGAUGUGAUGUUUGUGGCGAAAGAUUUACAGAACAGGGAAGUCUUAAACGGCACAGUGGAGUUCACACAGGGGAGAAACCAUUUAGUUGCGAUGAUUGUGGUAAAACGUUUAGUCGCAAUACGCAUCUGAAGAGACACAUGAGGGUUCACACAGGAGAGAGACCUUUUGGUUGUGAUGUUUGUGGAGAAAGAUUUACAGAACAAGGGGUUCUGAAGAGUCACAUGAGAGUCCACACAGGAGAGAAACCAUUCGGCUGCGACAUUUGCGGGAAAAGGUUUCGACAUCAAUAUACUCUUAAAAGACACACGAGUGUCCACACAGGAGAGAAACCAUUUUCCUGUGACAUUUGUGGGGAAAGAUUUACACGACAAGGAAAUCUGAAGAGACACAUGAGAGUCCAUACGUGAUAAAAACUGGACAAAUGCAGGGUUGAUUGGGAAGAUUUCAUUUCCUAAAUGCUGGCAAGAACCACAUUUUUAUUGUCUUUUAUUUUGAUUAUAUUUAUCUGUGUCUUGUAUAUAUUUUAAAAUAUGUUAAAAACAUUCCUUCAAUUUGUUUUGUCUUUGCCAAAAAAAUAUUGUCUUUAAAGGUUCUUUGACAUUAUGGAUUGAGGAUAUCUAGAGAGUCAAGGGCAGCUGCUUUUUUUCAGACUCAAACUGUGAAAACAAAGUGCCUUGUGUGUAUAAUGUAUGCUGGGUAGUUUGUCAGAAAUCCAUGGAGCGUUAAUUUAAUCCUUCCCUAAUCAGAGGGACGUAAACAAUAAAUGACAUUAAUUUAAACUUUCUUUCUAAAAAAAAAAAGUGAUUUUAUUGGGAAAAAGGGAAACGAAUCCUCUGAAGCCCAACCUGCAUAAAGUCCUGCACUUUUAAGGAAACAGCAGCAAGUUAGCAAGGGUUUCUGUGCAAAAAAGUAGAAUUUCCUAAUUAUGUAUUUUGACAGGAUGUCCAUAGGUGUUACAGAUUCAGGAAAACAUGCCAGACUGCAAGUAUUUAACUAUUCAUACUUGUGUUUUGUUUCCAUACUAUGUAUCUGCUCUGUGUGAUUACACUGCCUGCAGUUCAGCCAAAAAGUUUCUGAAUUUUUAUCAUGUGACUGUUGGUCACAGCUGCGUCAGUCAUAGCUGUUUGAUUGCACUGAUGAGCAGGAUUUUUUUUUUCUUUUUACAGAAUCUGGUUAGACAAAAUAGUUUAUUUUUGGUGAAUUUUUAAACUAGACAUGUGCAAUAAAGAGAUGUUGAAGUCAUUUUUGCAAUUAAACAAAAACAAACUGGGAUCCAGAGGGUAAAAAAAUGAAGGUAGCUCAUUUUAAUGUCAUGAAUGUUAUGAUUGCAAAAUAAACAUACAAGCUUUUAUCGAGCUAAAGCAA